AUGCGGUGGUUCAGACGAUUCAAAAGUGGUGAUUUUGACUUGGAAGACAAAGAACAUCCAGGUCAUCUGAAAAAAUUUCAAUAUGUCAAAAUGCAAGCAUUGUUGGUCCAAGGUGAUCCGCAAACUCAACUACUAAUGGCAGAAAUGUUAAAUGUUGGUCGCCAUACCAUUUGGGAAUGUCUGCAUGGCAUGGGAAAGAUCCAGAAAGCAGGAAAAUGA
Nezara viridula (southern green stink bug) is the source of this 219-nucleotide messenger RNA. The record is from the annotation of a GenBank genome assembly. Lineage: Eukaryota; Metazoa; Arthropoda; Insecta; Hemiptera; Pentatomidae.